UUUGAUUAAACCAUGGAUAACGUCAGCUUGGGAUUGGUCGCUGAUGCCAACACAUCUCUUCAGGAUGAACUUUACUCCUGUCACACAUUGAGGAACCAGGCCUCUCGUAUUUUCCUGUAUGCCUUCCUCUCUGUCGGCAUUGUCUGCACAGUGGUGGGGAACUUCCUGGUGGUCUUGUCUAUUGCCUACUUCAAGCAAUUGCAGUCGCCCACAAACUCCUUCGUCAUGUCCCUUGCAGUGGCUGACUGCCUUGUUGGACUGGUGGUGAUGCCUUACAGUAUGAUUCGGACUGUGGAGGGAUGCUGGUACUUUGGUGUUCUUUUUUGUGGGCUUCACUCCAGUCUGGAUGUCAUGCUCUGCACUGCCUCCAUAUUCCAUCUGAGCUGCAUUGCCUUUGACCGCUACUAUGCCGUCUGCAACCCCCUUGUGUACUCUUUAAAGAUGUCCCACUGUCGGGUCACUUUCUUUAUUAUUGUGUGUUGGGCUGUACCCAUGCUUAUUUCCUUUGGCCCCAUUAUGCUUAAUCUCCAUAUCGCAGGUGUUAACAUUGUGCUCCCUAACGAUGUGUGCGUGUUCUUAGUCAACCGUGUUUAUGCUGUCAUGGCCUCCUUGGUAGCCUUUUACUUACCAAUGGCUAUCAUGCUAAUAGCCUACUGGAAGAUCUUUAAAGCUGCCAAAAGGCAGGCCAUGCAGAUCAGCGCCAUGGAAAGCCAGAUGGCUGCUGGAGUGGGCAAGGACUCGAGUAAGAAACAAAAGCACCGGAACACCAUGAAGAGAGAAAGGAAGGCAGCUAAAACUUUGGGUAUCAUCAUGGGAGUUUUCCUUCUCUUCUGGAUGCCCUUCUUUACAGUCAACAUUGUAGACCCCUUCAUUGACUACAGCACCGAGGGUGUUGUUUGGGAUAUAUUUUUGUGGCUAGGAUAUAUCAACUCGUCUCUUAAUCCCUUCCUUUAUGGUUUCUUCAACCGUUCCUUCCGUAGGGCUUUCCUCAUGUUCAUUGGCUGCAGGGUCUGCCUGCCAGGAUCCUCCCCUUGGAUGGAGCUAUCUCACACCAGGAAAGAGGCAAAUGAGCGUGCAGAUAAACGAUAGAACAAGUCUGUAUAUUUUGUGUACACAAACUAAUUUUACUCAAUAGUAAGGAUUUCUGUGAAUCAAUGGCACAAUUGAGACAGGUUUUACGCCUUUUUUGUCAAAAGCAUUGAAUCAUGUGUGAAUAAAUAUGUAAAUUAAAUAUAAAAACUAUCAGUGAAGUCCAACCAACCAAAAUCAAGUGGCUUCAACGGUUAUGUAAAAAAAAUCCUU
Molecule: messenger RNA, 1302 nt
Organism: Labrus mixtus (cuckoo wrasse)
Lineage: Eukaryota; Metazoa; Chordata; Actinopteri; Labriformes; Labridae
Product: 5-hydroxytryptamine receptor 4
Exons: 1
Coding region: 13-1089 (358 amino acids)
Biological process (GO): adenylate cyclase-activating adrenergic receptor signaling pathway
Cellular component (GO): membrane
Molecular function (GO): trace-amine receptor activity
Source: RefSeq, a predicted model, not a curated record